Messenger RNA from Argentina anserina (silverweed cinquefoil), 1817 nucleotides. RefSeq names its product probable membrane-associated kinase regulator 2. Gene Ontology annotation, cellular component: plasma membrane. The coding region runs from base 84 to 1358 and encodes 424 amino acids. Lineage: Eukaryota; Viridiplantae; Streptophyta; Magnoliopsida; Rosales; Rosaceae. The record is from RefSeq and is a predicted model, not a curated record. The transcript has 2 exons.
CACACCUCUUUCUCUCUCUUUUUUAGCCACCACCCACUUUCUCUCUUUACCCACUUCGCCUCUGUAUACUGGCUCUCCCAACCAUGGAAGCUUUCAGCCUUCUCAAGUACUGGCGAGGUGGCGGCCUGGUUGCUUCUUCUACUACUCCUCUUAACGCCCCCAAUGUCACCUCCGCCGCGGCCACCAUCCUGACCGCCGUGGCCGAGAACUGCGACGACAGCCACGAUACGGACGACGACGGACCCUUCUUCGACUUGGAAUUCUCCGUCCCUGAUGAGGAAGAUGAAGCCGCCCACGAAGCCUCCGACAGCACCACCAGCGGCGACGACGACAGUGAUGACGUGGAAGUGCAGCAACACGGGGAAGACGACGAGUCUGAUGAUGAUGAUGACGUGGACGGCGAGGAGGAAGGGGAGUUUAACUUCACCGUGUCUUCCGGGUCGAGCAAUGACCGCACCGAUCCGAAUCUCUCCAUGUCUCCAUCUGAUGACUUGUUCUUCAAAGGCAAGCUGGUGCCGAUUGAGCCUUCUUCCUUCGUGUUCAACUCGGCCGAGCCCAACUCCAAGGCUCAGUUCCCCGGGUCGCUGCUCAAGUCCGCCACCAAGCUCCGUGUCUUCAUGUCGGGUCUCAAGAAGUCCAAGUCCAACCUCAGCAACCCGGAAAGCAAAACGGAGCCGACAAACGGAUCUCAACAAGAACAGAAUGACAAAGUACUAGAGGACAAUAAGCAACAGAAGCAGGGGAAGCUUUUCACGGUGAAGUUGAAGGUGGAGGAAGUUCCCAUUGUGUCCUUGUUCACAAGAGACAACAGCUCCAGAAUCUCCACCAAGACCCAGAGCCAGAAAGCUCAGAUUUCCGAAGAAGCUGCUUCUGAGGAGAAGCGCUUUUCCAAGGAGGUAGUGCAGAAGUACUUGAAAAUGGUGAAGCCUCUCGUGGUCCGCGUUUCGAAACGCUACGGCGAGAAGACCAGGUUCUCCGGCCAGCUCACUAGCGCGACGCCGGAGGAGAAGAGUGGGGCGGAGGCGGAGGUUUCGGAAGCUGCGGCGGCGGCGAGCAAUGUGAGGAGUUUGAAGCAGGGGAAUAUUCCGGCGGGCCUUAGAGUGGUGUGCAAGCACUUGGGGAAAAGCCGCUCGGCUUCUUCGGCUGUAGCAGCGGCUCCUCCGGGAACUGUGCCGUCGCAAAGGAGAGAUGAUUCGCUGCUGCAGCAGCAGGAUGGGAUCCAGAGCGCCAUUCUGCAUUGCAAGCGCUCAUUCAAUGCUUCCAGAGAUUCCGAUUGCACUCCGCUGCCCCGGUCAGUAAGCGAUUCCUGCAAGGAGAAGGCCUCAGGACAACCGUCGGAUCAAAACCGAGAGGUUUGAUCGAGCGGCAGUCAUAGCUGGCAUAAAGGCGGGAAGAUUGGCUCAGAAAGAGGGAAAAAAGAAUCACCGGUCAACAGUCCAAGUCAACAUUGUUCUCGAUUGCAUUGUAAUCAUGCUGAAAUGAGAGGUAGCAAAAAGAGGGUCCGUUUUCUUGUGGGUUGUAAAUGUUUUAAGAAACCCCAGGAAAAAAAUUAGGAGUAGGAUGAAUCAGUCCUAGUUAGUAGUAGUAGCGGAACUUAGUGACUGCACUAGGGUUUAUAUUAUUUGUAAUGUCUUAUGUAGCCAGUGACUUGCUGUGGUUGUUAUAUAUGUAGCUUCUACUGGGUUUGCGCUACUCACAAGUCACAAAGCCCUAGUCAUUCUGUGAAAAUCUUGACCAAUUAUGAUUGGUUCUGGGUUUGUAUUUUAGAGAUGCUGGGAACGUUGGGAACUAAACAGUAGAAAAGUGAUUUUUAUUAA